Sebastes umbrosus (honeycomb rockfish) is the source of this 3537-nucleotide messenger RNA. RefSeq names its product transient receptor potential cation channel, subfamily C, member 6b (gene trpc6b). Lineage: Eukaryota; Metazoa; Chordata; Actinopteri; Perciformes; Sebastidae. The transcript has 14 exons. Gene Ontology annotation, molecular function: inositol 1,4,5 trisphosphate binding; store-operated calcium channel activity; protein binding. The record is from RefSeq and is a predicted model, not a curated record. Gene Ontology annotation, cellular component: membrane; cation channel complex. Gene Ontology annotation, biological process: regulation of cytosolic calcium ion concentration; calcium ion transmembrane transport; manganese ion transport. Bases 416 to 3010 code for a protein of 864 amino acids.
AAGUGCUUUAAUAUCUUGGUUUUUGGGCUUACUGGUCACAUUUAUGGAAAAUCAAGAAAAUUAAACUGAAUAUUAACAGUGAUAUAAUCACCGAAACAGGACCCAAAUGUAUUCCACAAAUGCUAUUAUCCUAUGUUAUAAUACACAACUAGAAAGCUGCUAGAAAACCCCCCAGUGGGCGCGCAGAGGCAGCACCGUCAGCAUCCAGAGUCCAGAGCCAAGGUGAGACGCAGGACGCAGGGCGAGAGGCAGUCAGUCAGAGUCAGACAGGUGGCCAGGAGGCUGACAGGAGUCCGGUACGCAGGAGCUGCAGCUGCUCGCUUUGGGACGUAGUUUCGGGUCGUAACGACUUAAUGAACUGAAAGUGAAGUAAUUUGGCGCAGCAGUCUUCUGUGAGUGUUACCAGUUGCCUGUCAUGAUGAAGAGGAGCAGCAGAACAAAAACAACAAGGCAUUCUCAGAAAUCCAGGUGGAGCAAUGAGGGGAGAGCCAUGAUGCUGCAACAAGUCACGGCCAAACCCCGGAGACAAGUUUUUCGGGGAGCUGGCUACCUGUAUCAGGCUCAACCCUCCUCCUGCCUUUCCGUGACAGAGGAACUUUUCUUGGAUGCUGCAGAAUAUGGCAACAUUCCCGAAGUGAGGCGGAUGCUAGAGGAGCUGCCGGACCUCAACGUCAACUGUGUGAACUACAUGGGCCAGAAUGCACUGCAGCUGGCAGUUGCCAAUGAGCAUUUAGAGGUGACUCAACUCCUGCUUGAGAAGGAAGACCUCUCUAGAAUAGGAGAUGCCUUGCUGUUAGCCAUCAGUAAAGGCUACAUCCGUAUAGUGGAGGCCAUACUGGGCCACCAGGCCUUUGCAGACGGUCAGAGGCUGACGAACAGUCCCAGCCAGGCAGACAUGUGUGAUGACUUCUUUGCCUAUGACGAGGAUGGCACACGUUUCUCCCACGACAUCACUCCCAUCAUCCUGGCCUCCCAGUGCAAUGAGUAUGAAAUCGUGCAUAUACUUCUCAUGAAAGGGGCCCGUGUGGAGCGGCCCCAUGACUACUUCUGCCAGUGCAGGACCUGCAGCGAGAAGCAGAGGAACGACUCAUUUAGCCAUUCACAAUCCCGCAUCAAUGCAUAUAAAUGUCUGGCCAGUCCAGCGUAUCUGUCCCUCUCCAAUGAAGACCCAGUGAUGGCAGCUCUGGAGCUGAGCAACGAGCUCGCAGUUCUGGCCAACAUUGAGAAGGAGUUCAAGAAUGAUUACAAGAAACUGUCCAUGCAGUGUAAAGACUUUGUGGUGGGACUCCUGGAUUUGUGCCGAAACACAGAGGAAGUGAAGGCCGUCUUAAAUGGGGACACUGAAUCAUGCCAACGCUCUGAGACCUUAGGCAGACAAAACCUUAUCAGGUUAAAACUUGCAAUAAAAUAUGAAGUUAAAAAGUUUGUGGCACAUCCAAACUGCCAACAGCAACUCCUCUCCAUCUGGUAUGAGAACUUGUCUGGACUACGUCAGCAAACCACAGCAGUUAAAACCCUUCUUGUCCUCGGCGUAGCUGUCGGGUUGCCUGUUCUGUCAUUUAUGUACUGGAUAGCACCAUCGAGUAAGUUAGGGAAACUCAUGUGUGGACCUUUCCUGAAGUUUGUGGCCCACGCAGCCUCCUUCAUGAUAUUUCUUUGCCUGCUGGUCCUGAACGCGGCAGACCGUUUUGGGGGAACAUCGCUGCUGCCGAACAUGACCGCCCACGAUCACCCUUCGCAACUGUUUCGUAUGAAGACCACCCCCUUCACCUGGAUGGAGAUUCUCAUCAUAUCCUGGGUCAUAGGGAAGAUCUGGGAAGAAUGUAAAGAUAUUUGGUCGCAGGACAUCCGGGAAUACAUCUCAGAGCCCUGGAACCUUCUUGACUUUAGUAUAUUGGCCAUUUUUAUGACCUCUUUCAUUGCCAGAUUAAUGGCUUUCUGGCAUGCAUAUUCCGCCCAGUGUUAUGUUGACAAGCAUUACACUGACCUGUCCAACAUGACCUUGCCCUUUGAGAUACAGUAUUUCCAGCUGGCUCGAAUCAACUGGAUGCCCUCAGACCCGCAGCUUAUUUCUGAAGGCCUCUAUGCAAUUGCAGUUGUGCUGAGUUUCUCUCGCAUUGCAUACAUCCUGCCUGCCAAUGAGAGCUUCGGGCCUUUGCAGAUCUCUCUGGGGAGAACAGUGAAAGACAUCUUUAAGUUCAUGGUGAUCUUCAUAACAGUUUUUGUGGCUUUCAUGGUGGGAAUGUUCAAUCUGUACUCGUACUACCUCGGAGCCAAGCACAAUGACGCCUUCACAACCUUUGAAAAAUUUUUUAAAACGUUAUUCUGGGCUAUCUUUGGCUUAUCAGAGGUGAAAUCAGUGGUCAUUAACAUCGACCAUAAGUUCAUAGAGAAUAUUGGCUAUGUUCUGUACGGGGUGUACAACAUCAUCAUGGUGAUCGUCUUGCUCAAUAUGCUCAUCGCCAUGUUCAACAGCUCCUUCCAAGAAAUUGAGGAUGAUUCUGAUGUUGAGUGGAAGUUUGCCAGGUCUAAGCUGUGGUUCUCGUACUUUGAGCACGGUGGCACGCUGCCCGUGCCCUUCAACCUUGUACCCAGCCCCAAGUCUGUCGUUUCCCUCUUGCUGGGGAUAAGGGAAUUCCUCUGGGAUGUACCUAAAGGCAAAAACCAAGAAAAUGCAAAUGAUGAGAUGGAGCUUAACAAGUUGAGGCAACAGGAAGAUCUGAGUGUGGAAGCGUCGCCUUGUCCAACCCGUCACCAAGAUACAAUGAAUCGCCUCAUCAAAAGAUACAUCUUAAAAGCACAGAGAGAUAAAGACGAUGAAAUAAAUGAAGGUGAACUGAAGGAGAUCAAACAGGACAUCUCCAGUCUCCGCUUUGAGCUGCUUGAAAGGGCCGACCACGACAUGGAGACACUGGCAAAGCUCAUCAGCCAACUGCGAGAAGUCAUGCAUGUUCAGCAGAAAGAAGAGCAGAGGAAUGAGCUGUACGGUCUUAAAACAUGUAAAGAUUGAGGAAUAAGGGUCCUUAUAGGCACAGACACAUUUAUGGACACAAACAACUGAUGAAAAUGGAUAUUCUGUAUAUUAAAUAUGAAAAUAGCUAAAGGGGACAUAUCAUGAAAAACUAUUUUUCAGUGCUUGUGCAUUUGGGUGUCUGGAGUACCUACCAACCCACAAACUGAAAUAAGACAACCCAGUCAGUUUUUUGUGGGCUGUCUAGAUCAGAAAACAUGUGAUUCAACAAGCCAUUCAGAUUUUGCUCCCCUUCCUAUGUCACAUGCAAGCUCAUUAGAAUAUAGAUGAAUCCAGGGAAACACCGGAAGUAACCAAAACGCCAUUACUGCGGUGGCGUCUCCUGACAAUAUGCACACAUUUGAAUGCAAGCUGUACUAAGAAGUGUACAAUUGUCUGCUUUUACCUUUACUUUCUAUUGGGGCUGCCAAAGUUAGCACGUUAACGCAAAUUCAUUUUAACGACACUAAUUUAUUUAAUGCAUCUUGCGAUUUUUAGGUUGUAGCGGGCUCAGUUUUAAAGCUAGA